AAAAAAGUGGGGCGUCUUUUAAUGUGAAAUCCGCUAGAACGGAAACGGGAUUUGGGUUCUGCAGCUUGUCCUGGCUCAUCCGACCUGGAUUCAGCCAUAUUCCUACUGAUCAACUACACCGGCAGCAGCUUAGAACUCCCGAAAAUUCGCCUGUAAUCCAUCAGGGUUCUGGCUGUCGGAGUUUACAGACACUGAGAAACCACCGGAUCCGGUUUCGAAGCCUCGGGCUCAUUUCCCGGGAUGGUACACCGAGCGGCUAACAUGGAAGAGUGACGGCAGCUCUGAGAAUUCGACGCUGAUUUCUGGAAGGAAAGUCUAGUUUUAUCGGAUUAAAGCCGAUGCGGAGGCGCUACACGCGCAGGCCCACUGCCUGUUUGGCUGACGGAGAUUUGCGGCUCGGCUAACCGGCGGACACGCAGUGAGGCGGCGGCGACCCGGAGCAAAAUGUCGGGAAUGCUUUUCCACAGCUAACGAGCUAGCUGCUGCUAGCAGCUUCGACAGGAAGCGGCGCCUCAGGGCAACGGACACGGCGGCGGCGGCGGCGGCUGGCACUUUGGGCGGACAGCGGCGGUAGUCCUCCGCCAGGCAGGAUGUCGGCCAAGGAGCGCCUGGCGCGGCUGGAGGAGUUGCUGCUGGAGCGGAGGGCGACGGGCUGCCUGAGUGUGGAGGCGCUGCUGGAUCUGCUCGUCUGCCUCUACACCGAAUGCUCCAGCUGCCCGUUAAAGAGGGAGAAGCACGUCACCGACUUCCUGCAGUGGGUGAAACCCUUCACCACGGCCGUGAAGGACAUGAGGCUGCACAGGGACGACUUUGAGAUGCUGAAGGUGAUUGGUCGAGGAGCUUUUGGAGAGGUUGCUGUGGUGAAAAUGAAGAACACAGAGAGGGUGUACGCCAUGAAGAUCCUCAACAAGUGGGAAAUGCUGAAGAGAGCUGAGACGGCGUGUUUCCGUGAAGAGCGAGACGUUUUGGUGAAGGGAGACAGCCAGUGGAUCACCAGGCUGCAUUAUGCCUUCCAGGAUGACAACUUCCUGUACCUGGUCAUGGACUACUAUGUGGGGGGCGACCUUCUGACGCUGCUCAGUAAGUUUGAGGAUCGUCUUCCUGAAGACAUGGCUAGGUUCUACGUAGCGGAGAUGGUCCUCGCCGUUCACUCCAUUCAUCAGCAGCACUACGUUCACAGAGACAUUAAACCAGACAACAUCCUGCUCGAUGUGAACGGUCACAUUCGGCUGGCAGACUUCGGGUCGUGUCUGCACAUGAUGGAGGACGGCAUGGUGCAAUCCUCGGUGGCAGUGGGCACCCCGGAUUACAUCUCACCAGAGAUCCUGCAGGCGAUGGAGGACGGAAUGGGUCGUUACGGGCCUGAGUGCGACUGGUGGUCCCUGGGAGUCUGCAUGUACGAGAUGCUUUUUGGAGAGACGCCUUUCUAUGCAGAGUCGCUGGUGGAAACUUACGGCAAGAUCAUGAACCACGAGGAGCGUUUCCAGUUUCCUUCUCAUGUGACUGACGUGUCGGAGGACGCCAGGGAUCUGAUCCAGAGGCUUAUCUGCUCCAGGGAGCGUCGCCUCGGACUGAAUGGGAUCUCAGACUUCAAGAGCCACUCAUUCUUCAAAGGGAUUGACUGGGACAACAUCCGCUCCAUGGAGGCGCCCUACAUCCCUGACGUGUCUUCACCUACAGACACCUCCAACUUUGAUGUGGAUGAUGACGUUCUGAAGAACCCGGACAUUGGACCUCCGGUGUCUCACUCCGGCUUCAGCGGCCAGCAUCUCCCCUUCGUUGGCUUCACCUUCACCACUGACAGCUGCUUCUCUGACCGCUGCUCCAUCAGCAAGGCGGCACUGGGAGUCCUGCAGAAGGAGGGGGAGGUUAAAGGGCGGGACGUGGAAGCCUUCGAAAGGAGGAUCCGAUGCCUGGAGCAGGAAAAACAGGACCUGAACCGGCAGUUGCAGGAGUCCACUCUCGCUCUGCAGGCUCCGUCUCGAGGAGGAACACUGUCUCGAGACAAAGAAAUCAAGAAGCUAAAUGAGGAGAUCGAUCGCCUCAAGAAGAAGCUGGCAGACUCUGAUAGGUUGGAGCACCAGCUGGAGGAGGCAGUUACGCUCAGACAGGACUACGAGAGCUCAGCCUCCAAACUGAAGGCUUUGGAAAGGCAGGUGAAGGCCCUGAGACAGGAGAAGGAGGAUGUCCACAAGCAGCUGAGUGACUCUCUGGAGCGGAUGAGGAGUCUGACGAAGGAGCUGAAGGAUGCACACUCCCAAAGGAAGCUGGCCCUGCAGGAGUACUCGGAGCUGUCUGAGAGGAUGGCUGAACUGCGCUCAUCCAAACAGAAACUGUCCCGCCAGCUCCGGGACAAAGAGGAGGAGGCAGAUGUGCUCCUGCAGAAGAUGGAUGCCAUGAGGCUGGAGAUGCGCAAGAUGGACAAGAACCGCAAGGAGUUGGAGGCACAGCUGGAUGAGGCAAAGGCAGAGGCGUCGAAGGAGAGGAAGCUCCGGGAGAACAGUGAGGUUUACUCCAAGCAGCUGGAGACAGAGCUGCAGGGGCUGAAGUCCCAGCAGGGCCAGGGCUCUGCUGCAGCCGGAGCAGAGUCCCAGCAGGAACUGUCGCGCCUGAAGGCAGAGCUCGACAAAAAGGUCCUGUUCUACGAGCAGGAGUUGCUGCAGAGAGACCUGUCCCACUCCACAGAGAUGAAAAACAUGCGCAAAGAUCUGCAGGAGUCCGAGGGAGCACAACUAGCUGCCAAUAAGGAGCUGCUCCAGCUCCGAGAAAAGUUGGACAAAGCCAAGAAGGAGAGGCAAAUAGAGAUGGAUGAUGCUGUUGCUGCUCUGAAGGAAAAGUAUGAGCGCGAGAAGAGCCUGCUGACAGAGGAGAACCGUAAACUUAGUGCAGAGACAGAUAAGUUGUGCUCCUUCGUUGAUGACUUGACUGCUCAGAACCGACAGCUGGAAGACGACCUGCAGGACCUGUCCUCCAAGAAGGAGAGCGUGGCUCACUGGGAGGCUCAGAUCGCAGAGAUCAUCCAGUGGGUCAGUGAUGAGAAGGAUGCUCGAGGUUACCUGCAAGCUCUGGCCACCAAGAUGACAGAGGAGCUGGAAACGCUGCGCAGCUCCAGUCUGGGAUCCAGACCUCUGGACCCGCUGUGGAAGGUGAGGCGCAGCCAGAAGCUGGACAUGUCCGCUCGUCUGGAGCUACAGUCUGCUCUGGAAGCUGAGAUCCGAGCCAAACAACUGCUGCAGGAGGAGCUCCGCAAAGUCAAAGCUGCCAACAUCAACCUGGAGAGUAAGCUGAGAGAGUCUGAGGACAGGAGCAGGGAAGCCGUGGAGCAGAUGGAGAAUCUGAAGAAGGAGGUGGAGGAGAGUCGCUCUCACCCCGAAAAAAGUCUGAAGCUUCAGGACUUCCAGGACUCCAUCUUUGAGUACUUCAACACAUCUCCUCUGGCUCCAGAUCUCACCUUCAGAACCUCGGACAUCGACCCUAUGCCUCUGAAAGCCGACGCCACGCCCUCCUCCUCCCCCUCGGAACUGGAGCAGGAAGGACGUGCAGCUUUAGGACCCAUCAGCCCCUCCCCCAGCUUCUAUAGCUCUACAAUUACUGCACCAAACCCCAAAGCUCACCAACUGAGCAUCAAGACCUUCUCCAGCCCCACCCAGUGCACACACUGCAGCUCCCUGAUGGUGGGCCUCAUUCGACAGGGGUACGCCUGCGAAGUGUGUUCCUUCAUCUGCCACGUGUCCUGCAAAGACCACGCCCCCCUGAUCUGUCCCAUCCCAGCAGAGCAGGCCAAGAGGCCGCAGGGCAUUGACGUGCAGCGGGGCAUCGGCACGGCCUACAGGGGCUACGUGAGGAUCCCAAAGCCAAGCGGCGUGAAGAAAGGCUGGCAGCGAGCCUUCGCCAUCGUCUCUGAUUGCAAACUAUUUCUCUACGAUGUCCCAGAGGGGAAGUCCACCCAGGCGGGGGUAGUGGCCAGUCUUGUUCUGGACCUCAGGGACGAGGAUCUGUCUGUGAGUUCAGUGAUGGCCUCUGAUGUGAUCCACGCCACCAGGAAGGACAUCCCCUGCAUCUUUAAGGUUGCCUCCUCGCAGCUGAUGUCACAGCUGUCGUCAGUGUCCCUCCUGGUUUUGGCGGAGAGCGAGGCAGAGAAGAAGAAGUGGGUUCGGAUGCUGGAGAGCCUGCAGAGCAUCCUGAGCAAAAACCAGCUGAAGAGCCAGCAGGUCCAUCGGCUGCUUGAAGCCUACGACGCCUCGCUGCCGCUCAUCAAGACCACGCUGUCAGCUGCCGUGCUGGACCGAGAGAGAAUCGCUCUGGGAACAGAAGAUGGGCUCUUUGUAGUGGAGCUCACCAGAGACGUGAUCGUCAGGGCCGCUGACUGUAAAAAAGUUCAUCAAGUUGACCUGGUCCCAAAGGAGAAGAUUAUCGCUGUCCUGUGUGGGCGGAACCGCCACGUGCACCUUCAUCCCUGGGGGGUUUUGGAGGGGGCUGAAUCUUUUUUUGACAUCAAACUGGCUGAAACCAAAGGCUGCCAGGCUCUGUGCACUGGUGUGUUGCGGCAGGGGGGCCCCGCCUACCUUCUGGCUGCUGUUAAACGUCAGGUUCAGUGCUAUGAGAUCACGCGAGCAAAGCCGCACUACAAGAAGCAUUGGGAGGUGCAGGCUCCAGGCACGGUGCAGUGGCUGGGGAUGGUCCGGGACCGGCUGUGCGUCGGCUACCCCUCCGGCUUUGCUCUUUUAACCCUGCAGGGGGAGUCGUCCCCCAUCAGCCUGGUAAGCCCCGCUGACCCCACCCUGGCUUUUCUGGCGCAGCAGCCGCUGGACGCCCUGCACGCCCUGGAGGUCGGCUCCAGCGAGGUGCUGCUCUGCUUUAGCCAGCUUGGCAUUUACGUGGAUGGACAGGGGCGCCGCUCACGGGCCCAGGAGCUGAUGUGGCCCGCUACACCGCUGGCCUGCUGCUCAAACUCCUCCCACCUCACGGUCUAUAGUGAGUACGGCGUGGACGUGUUUGAUGUGACGACCAUGGAGUGGGUGCAGACCAUCUCUCUUUGCAAGAUCAAACCCCUCAACGUGGAGGGGACGCUGAACCUGCUGAGCUCUGAAGCCCCCCGCCUGAUUUACUUCAGCAACGCCUCCUCAGCGGGUGACCUGACCAUCCCAGAGACCACGGAGCACAGCCGGAAAGCGAUGGUUCGAACCCGCAGCAAAAGGAAGUUUCUCUUCAAGGUUCCUGAAGAGGAGCGGCUGCAGCAGAGGAGGGAGAUGCUGAAGGAUCCAGAGUUGCGGUCCCGGAUGAUUUCUAACCCCACUAACUUCAACCACGUGGCCCACAUGGGACCAGGAGACGGCAUGCAGGUCUUGAUGGACCUCCCCCUGGUUGGUGACCUCAGCUCCCUCUCACCCUCCCUGUCUCCCUCCCCCUCCUCUUCCUCCUCCCGUCACACCCUCAUCUCUCCCCCCUCCAACUUUGAGCACGUCUAUCACAUGACGUUGGCAUCGGCCGGCGCCUUCUUGCAGAAGGAGGCCUCCUCCUCUUCCUUCUCCUCUCAGCAGAGCCUCCUGCAGCCUUCCUCCUCCUCCUCCUCAUCUCCUUCCAUCUCCUCUCUGGGAAGGAGUGUGAUGCCCUCGUCUCAGGAUGAGCCCAGUAAAGAUAAGCCACGCCCACUAUCCAGUAUCUCCCGACAACACCGGAGCAAGUCUAACGUCUCGCGCACAGCUUCAGAUUUUGGAGGAGGAGUUCCAACCCGCAGCGCCGGUGAACUAGACCAGGACCUGGAGCGAGAGCCGGACUCGGACUCUACCAAACACUCGACCCCCUCCAACAGCUCCAACCCCAGCACCCCCCCUAGCCCAAAUUCCCCCCACCGCAGCCGGCUCACGCUUGACGGUCUGGACUCUGAGCCGUGAGGCUCGCGCCCCCUACUGCACACAGCGGUGGCUCCGCCCAUCACCUGAGCCAAUCAGUCUGCAGACUGAAUGUGGCUUUUACUUCCUAGAUUUUAUUGCGGUGGGGAAAAGGGGCUGCUUUUAUCUCCUCUUGCACCCUUGCCCCCACCCUGCCUCGUGGUUGAAGCCCAAGCUGAAGCUACGCUCCCCUGCCGUGGAUCUGCCCCCACCGUGACCGUGAACCUCAUGGCGUGGGCUGUGGGAAUGCUUCUCAUGCUUUGCUCUAAUGUCAGGCGUGUUGUGCUGAGCUGUGGCAAAGCCGACAGGCAGGAGGAGGAAAACAAACACUGUAUCAGUUUGAAACCUUUGUUAAUGUUGCACAUCGUCCUUGCUGUUGGAAAAAAAGAACCUUUCAUAUUGGCAGUGAUGAAUUUUCCCUUGGCUACGCUGUAGCCUGACCCCCCCCCCCCCCCCUCUGCUCUGGCAGCACCAGGUGACAAGCUGGGGGUCGGGUGAAAACUACUGCUUCUGUUUCUUACAAAAUUAAAAAGAUAUUUGUAACUUUAAACUGUUAGCAGCCGAAAGCCAAUAAACUAACCUGAAAUGGGUGCAGCGUCAGUCCUUUAGACUGUUUGAUCUCACAGAAGGUUCAGACUGCAGGUCCAGAAUGUGGUGAACGGAUUUCAGCGGUAAACAGAGGGGACUUGAGGAGGAAGUUCUCUGAACACCAAGAUUCUACGGUUUACCUGUAGAGGAAAAUAGCUGCUUGUUUCAUCUCUUUGAAGUCCCACUGGGAUCAAUCUUUGACUUAUGAUUAUGCCGUUUGGAGAUGAGAUUAAAAACUGUUCUUUUCUAGACAUAGUUUCUGCCGAGCGGCAGGAGUUCAUUCGAAAUUCACCUCUGAGUUGUUGGCAGGACUGUUGCUGCAGAGUAAGCCUGCCCCCAUUUCCCAUCAUUUCUUUGUUCACACUCUCUCCCACUAGCUUACAGCCCCUCACACCCCCAAUCUAACGUUAGCGCUGCAACAAAAAUGAGAGCAAUAUCGUAUCUAUCCAGCUGUACAGUUCUGAUCCAGAUUCCAGCUCAGACCAGGAAAACAAAAACGUUGGUGGAUCUGUGUCUGCAGGUGGAUGGUCAGAAAGGGGCGGAGCUGGGAGACUCUGGCCCGCCGACUGGAUCACCUGUCACAGCUACAAGCUUUUUCCAACAGCAUUUUUUGUCUGCUCCUAAUUCACAAUGAUUUGAAUAAAAAAUACUUAAACACAA
Molecule: messenger RNA, 7139 nt
Organism: Oryzias latipes (Japanese medaka)
Lineage: Eukaryota; Metazoa; Chordata; Actinopteri; Beloniformes; Adrianichthyidae
Gene: cdc42bpb
Product: CDC42 binding protein kinase beta (DMPK-like)
Biological process (GO): actomyosin structure organization; peptidyl-threonine phosphorylation
Cellular component (GO): cytoskeleton; cytoplasm
Molecular function (GO): ATP binding; protein serine/threonine kinase activity
Source: RefSeq, a predicted model, not a curated record